AAAAAUCACCCUAUAUAUAUUUAACACGAAAAUUUAUUCAGGCCUGAAAUUAUUACAUAUUUUUUAUGGAUGUUAAAUAAUUUUAAGCACGUGAUAAAUUUAGCUAUUUUUAUUUUAUUCGACGAUCCAAUCGUUAACAUAGUUUAAUAGUUCAAAAUAAUAUACGCCCAACCAGUGUGCAAAAAUUCAUCUCAGAGACAUCGCAGUGACAUCACUUUGAGCAGUGUGAUGCUACAUUUUAGAGCCUAUUUUGUUGUUAAAAAAAAUGUCGAUCCUUAACUACCAGACUUAUGAAUUCUAUGCAUGCGAUUUAACAAAAAAGAAAUCCAUGCGACGUUACAUUGAGACUUCUUUAGGUAAUUAAAAAGUAAACACAUAGACGUUAUAGAUAAUUCUCCGCUAUGAUAGAAAUGCGAGUAUUCUAAGUAAUUUGCAAAUUAAUUCACAUAGAUGUCACAAAGAGUUAUUGAGUGGGUGUAUAUAAAUAUAUACAUACAGUCACUUAUAAUUAAUUAACUAUUUGCAUACAAUUGUUUCUCAGUAAAAUAAUACACUUAAUAAAAUUUAUAAUGAUGGGAAGUAUGAAUUACAAAAGUACUAGAUAAACUUCAUACGGAUUUAUGAUAGACAUUUAAUUAAUCAACUAAUAUUUUCAAUGUUAAAGAAUAAUAAAAGUUGUUCAAAUCAAAAAUUGAGAAUUAUCCGGAAUAUUAAUUAAUAACCAAAAAGAUUAUCAUAUUAUAAUUGUAGCAGUAUUUCUGGUUUGAAAAACAUUUCCAUGGCAACCAUUUAUAUAUUUAUAAACGAUGAUGGUUUUCACAUAAAAAUCAGUUUCGAUCUAAUUAAGUGAAUCAAUAAUUUUCAAUACAAAAAAUGGUUAAUAUUAUUACACGAAUAAUAAGAAUUGCCAAGAAGAAACUUGGGUUAAGAAAAAAACGCAAUGUCACCUCAGUAGAUUAUGGAACACAAACAAACAAAUUGACAGAUGAUAUAAACGGUCAAAUAAAAUCUGUUCCAGAAGCACAUAUUUUGGAGUCGCAGAAUAAGGAAGUUCAAGACAUUGCAGUUCAGACAUCUUUAUUAACCUCUGAGAAACUUACUCAGACUAAUAUUAAACUUAUGUUCAAUGUGUCCGAGACACAAACAGAAUUGUCCUUACUGAAUUCAUUAAAUUGUGAAACGCAAACUGACGUGUCAUUAGAAAAUAUUAUUUCAAAUAAAAAAUCUUUGCAUGAGCGUCGUAAUUCAAUUUCAAUAUUAAAAAAUUAUAUGCACACUGGUUCUCAGUGUUGUCUCUUACCUACUACAAACGAGCCCCUUUUAGACACUAUAAAGAAAUUACCUUUAAAAGUAAAUAAUUGCGUUGAGGAAGUAAUUAAUCCUUCAACGACACUUAAUGACGCUCAAGAAAAGACUGAACCGUAUGUGACAAAAAAACACAUAACCACUGAAGUAGAUGCGGUGUAUGAUUGGUCAAAUGCUGUAGAGGACUUCAAUAAAACAUACUUGAAUGUAGGUGUAGUGAACAAGCAGAACGGAUCUCAGGUCGACAAUGGUCUACAAUUCUAUACUCUGGAUGAUGUUCCUCAACUUCAAUUAAGGAAUAAUUAUGAUUAUGGCAUGAGAGUGCUGUACUGUCAAGCAGAUUUUUUUUGCAUGACAAAAGUCAAAAAUGAACAAAUAAUAAGAACUAUGGAAAAUAUUAUGAAUGUAUAUUAUAAACAUACACAAGAUUGUAAUUUUAAACCACGACGUGAUGAACUUUGUGCCGUUAAAUAUAGUGACGGUAACUGGUAUAGAGGAGUUUGUACUGGUGUUGAAAAUACCGUGGAUGGAAGUCAAUUUUAUAAUAUUAAUUUAAUCGAUUGGGGAGAAACGGUUUCUGUAAUAUCAGCUGAACUGCGUAGAUUGGAAACGUUUUAUAUGAAACACGCGCCUUUGGCAGUUAAAUGCAUUAUAUCGGAUUUCAAAUUAUCCAACGCACGUAAAAAAACUCUGCGCAAACUGACGAAUAAUGUAUAUAAAUGCAAAGUCAAUUUAAGACUUGGUACCCGUAACUAUUUAAUAUCUUCGAAAACAAUUCUGGACAUAUUACGUUAUCGUUAAGAUUAUUGAUAUUCUGUUAUGUAUUAUAUAUUUUUGUCCAGUAGUCAAAUAAUUAAGUUAACUUGUGUUUAAAGAAAUUGUUUACUGCUUUCAUUAUAUAAUUUAAAAUAAUAAUAUUUACUUAGAUUGUUUAAGAUAAAUUUGUAUAAUUAAAA
Messenger RNA from Daktulosphaira vitifoliae (grape phylloxera), 2261 nucleotides. RefSeq lists its product as uncharacterized. The transcript has 7 exons. The record is from RefSeq and is a predicted model, not a curated record. The coding region runs from base 874 to 2106 and encodes 410 amino acids. NCBI's taxonomy places the organism in Eukaryota, Metazoa, Arthropoda, Insecta, Hemiptera, Phylloxeridae.